AUGCUCCUGCUUCCACCACCUAAUGCUAGAGACAGCCGUCCACUAUAUCACCUUUCGGUCGAGACCAACUGUCUCCGCCCUUGGGCGCUCAUCACUGUCGUCCGGUGCGGGAGCUCGGGGGAAGGGCUCUACGUCGAAGAGUUGGGUAAAGUGCACUUGAACAAUUUCCGGCCGCUGCGCCUGCGCCGGAACUUCGAUGACACCGUGCUGUAUCGAGACCCGGACCUCAAUGCUCUCACGAAAGGUGAAUGCAGUUUCCUGCGCUCUCAUCCAGGGCAAGAAGACCCGCUCCAUCCGCGUCGCGACGUUCCACCCCCAGACCAGGCAUUGCGCACUGCGGAGGGGUCCCGUGCAGCAGCGAUGCUGAGCGUAGAGAACGAAGGCGUGCCAUUCAAGCUGAUGGACCACACAUAUCAUUCUUGA
Phanerochaete carnosa HHB-10118-sp is the source of this 423-nucleotide messenger RNA. RefSeq lists its product as uncharacterized. Lineage: Eukaryota; Fungi; Basidiomycota; Agaricomycetes; Polyporales; Phanerochaetaceae. Bases 1 to 423 code for a protein of 140 amino acids. The transcript has 4 exons. The record is from RefSeq and is a predicted model, not a curated record.